Molecule: messenger RNA, 339 nt
Organism: Penicillium cataractarum
Lineage: Eukaryota; Fungi; Ascomycota; Eurotiomycetes; Eurotiales; Aspergillaceae
Exons: 2
Coding region: 1-339 (112 amino acids)
Source: RefSeq, a predicted model, not a curated record
AUGGUGGAUGGCAUUGAAAUCCAGGAAGCUACCAAGGAAAACGCACUAUUAAAUCCUGAAUUGUGUGCUACCUGUCACGCCACUAAAGUAAAGAGAUCGAAGGUGUAUGGCAAGUUUGGCCGUAUUCACUUCGACCUUAUUCAGUUAGACGAAGCCUCUAAUGGGGAUAAGUGGCUAUCGUAUCUCUACCUCGAGGGUAUUCGUUUUCACAUAACCCACACGCAUAAGAACAAGAACGGUUGUGUGAAGGCUAUCCGAGAAGCCCUUGCCCUCUGCAGAAACCAAUUCGGUAUGGAUAUUCGAGUCUUCAAAAGCGAUAGAGAGAAGGCGCUAGAUUAA